CACUGUUUGUACACCGCAGCCAAAGAAGAGACGACGCGUUGAGCUAUGAAGGUCAGCGAUACCUGAAAAGAGACCGCGGCCAGGCUGCUUAUCCAGCUGAUAUUUUCAAAAUGGCGGACAGAAUUCAAAAACUUCGCCGAAAGUCUUCAAACAAACAGCAUAAAGGUAGCAAAUCAAAACGUUUUGGCUUCAGGGCAUCGUGGAAUAAUGAACAGAAAGAAAUAAAGGAGGUGGAGGAGCGUUAUGAAAACGUUAUUGAAGCUCUAUGGAGACAAAAGUGGUCGUCAUUGGAUGGACUUGGUGCAUUAAUCAUAUCGCCAACAAGAGAACUGUAUUUUUAUUUGGAAUUGCUACAAGAGCAAGCAAGAAUCAACAAGACAAACAUUGUUGUCUGUACUCCUGGAAGACUACUACARCACAUGGAUGAAACACCAAACUUUGAAUGUAAUUCACUGCAAGUACUUGUGUUAGAUGAAGCAGAUAGGAUCCUAGACAUGGGCUUUGCAUCAACUCUUAAUGCCAUCAUUGAAAACUUACCCACWGAAAGACAGACUCUUCUGUUUUCAGCAACACAAACCAAGUCAGUCAAAGACUUAGCAAGACUUAGUUUACAGGAUCCUCAAUACAUUGCUGUUCAUGAGAAAUCCAAUACAAGCACACCACAGAGACUCACACAGAGCUAUGUGGUGUGUGAGCUUCCAGAGAAACUGAACUUCUUAUAUUCUUUUAUUCGUAAUCAUCUUAAGAGUAAAAUUCUUGUCUUUGCCUCAAGCUGUAAGCAGGUGAAAUACAUUUAUGAAAGUUUCCGUCGACUGCGUCCAGGAMUYCCUUUAAUGGCCCUGUAUGGUAAACAGAAGCAACUGAAAAGAGUGGGAAUCUACGAUGAGUUUUGUAAAAGGACAAAUUGUGUGCUGUUUGCUACUGACAUCGCAGCAAGAGGACUUGAUUUCCCAGCAGUCAAUUGGGUCAUACAACURGAUUGUCCUGAAGAUGCCAAUACUUACAUACACAGAGCUGGCAGAACUGCAAGAUAUCAAAAAGAUGGUCAGUCGCUUCUUGUUCUCCUUCCCUCUGAAGAACCAGAGAUGCUYAAGGCUCUUGAGGAGAAGAAAGUACCGAUCAACAUUAUCAAAUUUAUGAAGAAAGCAGAGAAAAAAUUUGGUAACCAGKCCACACCYAGCACAUCAAAGCAAGAUUCRAGUCUGUCUCWAGAUKUWGACAUUGGAGACAGYGAAUCCAGCGAAGAAGAAWCAGACACUGAAGAAGGYGAUAAGGAUAAGGGAUUGGGUACUACUUUCACAGGGGUUGAUGACACUGCUGACCAAGAUGACAGCGUGCUYUUCAUUAAGAGAAGAAAUGUUGAAGUAGAGCCCAUGCCCCUAGAACAAGAGGAAACGAAGGGAAGUUCCAAGAAAGAAAAAAACGUAGUAUCCAAAAUAAAACAUGUGAAAAAACUUGUGAACAAAAAAAUUAAGCUGAAUACUAAGAUAGUMUUUGAUGAUGAUGGAGAGGCCAUUGAAAGUAACAAUAACACAACGAAUCAAACGGAGACACAAAUGGACGACACUACAGAAGAACACAGUAUAGUCCCAGUCCCUCUCGACCAAGAGGAGAAGCGGGAGAUUGGCGGGAUAUCWGUGGAGGAAGCCAGAAGGCUGCUCCAACUCAAGGAUAAGAAAGACAGAGAACGGGAAAGAAAGAGAAUAAGAGACGAACACAAAAAGAAAAAACGGAAAGGAAAAGAGAAGAAAAAAGAAGAAAUGAGUAACGAGGUCCAAUUGGGACACGAUGGCGAAGACUCCGAUGAAGUGGAAGAUGAAGUUGUGGAGCAAGAACCRAAAUCUAAAAAGAGACGAAAGCGCCAUAACGAGCCAAGCGAAGACGAAACUGAUAAUAACAGAUCGUCGCUCAUGGAAGAUGAAGAGUUGGCGCUUCACUUCUUACAAGAAAGUAUAUUAUGAUGUUAUCCAACUCUCUAUGGGAUCCCUGUGGUGAGUUUCGAAUUGGGAUCCCUGUGCCAUGGCAUGAAGUUCAAUAUUUAAAUUCAAUGUUAUUGCUUGCRCAAUUCAAUAAAAUUUUGAUGACAUUGCAUU
Exaiptasia diaphana is the source of this 2093-nucleotide messenger RNA. Its product is annotated as probable ATP-dependent RNA helicase DDX10. The transcript has 19 exons. Gene Ontology annotation, molecular function: ATP binding; nucleic acid binding. The record is from RefSeq and is a predicted model, not a curated record. Gene Ontology annotation, biological process: rRNA processing. Lineage: Eukaryota; Metazoa; Cnidaria; Anthozoa; Actiniaria; Aiptasiidae. The coding region runs from base 111 to 1961 and encodes 616 amino acids. Gene Ontology annotation, cellular component: nucleus.